This is a messenger RNA of Olea europaea var. sylvestris, 1418 nucleotides long. Its product is annotated as chloroplast processing peptidase-like. NCBI's taxonomy places the organism in Eukaryota, Viridiplantae, Streptophyta, Magnoliopsida, Lamiales, Oleaceae. The record is from RefSeq and is a predicted model, not a curated record. Gene Ontology annotation, molecular function: serine-type endopeptidase activity. Bases 126 to 1043 code for a protein of 305 amino acids. Gene Ontology annotation, cellular component: chloroplast thylakoid membrane. The transcript has 5 exons. Gene Ontology annotation, biological process: thylakoid membrane organization.
UAACAGAUCAGCAGGCCCCGCACUGCCCAUUAUUCCCACCGGCACCGCCACCACACAUACUGUUUUAACGGUGUACUGUAGGGACGUCCACCGUCCUAUUCAACUGCCAUUUCCAUUUCAACCAGAUGAUGACUCUGGGGCUCCUCCCUUCUUUGAAGAACCCUAAUUUCCCCCGUGUUCACUGCUUCACACCCACCAGUAAUUUCAAUCUUUCACCAAAGACCCUCCAAUUCAGCCACACUCAUUUCAAAUCUUUCUUCGAGGGCCCCAAGUUCCUGUCUUUCAACCACUCAGAAAGUAAACAUGCUCACUUUCAGACCCGUCGUUCUGAUAGAUUAGAAGACUCCAAUAAAGAGACCGUAAAAGCAGUUUUGGACCCGGAGGAAGGGGAUGUCGGUGGCGGAGGCGAUGGUGGUGAUGGAGAUGAUAGGAAUGUGGAGAAGAGUAGUGGGUUAUUGCCAGAAUGGCUGAAUUUCACUUCAGAUGACGCCAAGACAGUUUUCGCAGCAUUGGCCAUAUCGCUGGCCUUUAGGUCUUUUGUAGCUGAGCCUAGAUAUAUUCCUUCGUUGUCUAUGUAUCCCACGUUUGAUGUUGGAGAUAGGAUUGUAGCUGAAAAGGUCUCCUAUUAUUUCAGGAAGCCCUGUCCCAAUGAUAUUGUGAUCUUCAAAAGCCCACCAGUUCUUCAGGAAGUUGGAUACACAGAUGAAGAUGUAUUUAUUAAACGGAUUGUUGCCAAAGAAGGUGAUAUUGUGGAGGUUCACGAUGGAAAACUGAUUGUAAACGGGGUAGUCAGGAAUGAAGAUUACGUUCUUGAAGUCCCCAAGUAUGAAAUGAAUCAAAUUCGUGUACCAGAGAAAUCUGUUUUUGUGAUGGGUGAUAAUCGAAAUAACAGCUAUGACUCUCAUGUCUGGGGUCCCCUUCCUUCAAAGAAUAUAAUAGGGAGAUCCGUGUUCCGCUAUUGGCCUCCGACCAGAGUUGGCGGUACAAUUCUUCCAGAUGGCUGCAAUAUUGAUAAACAGGAGAGUAGUUUAGCUUCUCAAUGAUUACCGCCAUCACUGUUGAUUCAGUUGGAAAAUUGGAAUCGCAUUCUUUCAGAUUGCUGCACCAACGACAAUAGGAGAGUAGGUUUAGCUUCAGGGUGAUACCUUGGUCGCUGCGGAUCCAGUUGGAGAACUGAUAGUGCAGCUCUUAUUUUUCACUCUGCUCUGAAACUCACAUCCAAGUGUUUAGUUGGAAAAUCAAAUGAGCAGUUUUGAUUUUUCACUCUCAUUUUUAAGCGUCAAUUUAAUGUGAGCUGUUGUAAGAAGAUUUUAAAUGAAGUCUCUUAUGGAUAAUGAACUUCAAUUUAACGUAUGGCAUAUUGCAUUUUUUGCUUGUUGCAGACUUUAUCUGAAUGAAAAGAUUCUAUGCUUGGGAAA